AUGCAUACAGACAAUCACAGACCGAAAGGACUGGCAGGCGCUGAGCCUCUCCACAAUCCAAGCCUUUGCAGGCAGACUUUCAACGAGAAGCGUCGGAUCACCAUCGGCGGGUCCGACAGGUCUUUUGACGAGGACUUGACUAGCUGCUGUAGCAGUUCACUCGACAAUUCCGCGGAGACCAGCUUGACCAGGGCCAGCGUCACAGUCACACGAUCAUCCUCUCGACAGAGUGAUCAGCCUUUCUCGAACGGUUCGAUUGAGGGCUUACACGCAGAACGCAAAAGUCUAGCUUUCACAACGACGAGCGAUGAUGUCGCCGAAUAUCUUUGGAACGCAUCGAGCCAGGCGGUUACAUCGGCCACAGAUAGUAAGACGGUCUCCCAGCCACAACGUCCGAACCAUUAUUAUCCUCCCAGCAGCUGGAAGCAUUCAUUCAACGUGGAAAGUGCCCGUGUGGCGCCUCAAGCGCAUGGGACUGAGGAGAUAAGGGGUCGUUCUGCCGCACCUGGCGAGAAGCCCCAGACUGGCUGUGCAUCCAGAUCUAAUCCAAGAAGCAGCAACAACGCCAGCAAUGCAUAUUGCGAUCCAGCUGCGGUGGGUUCGACCGUCAGCGUGAACAAUGUGUCCCAGCCGAGUUUGACUCGACAAUCACCGAUGAGGGAGCCUGCGUCUUCUCCAAUUAUGUCUGCGUCAAGCCCUGUUCCUUCAGCUGUCCACCAAUCUGACGCAUUCGCGGCACAGCGAUCGUCGGCUCCAAGCUGUAUCUCCCAAGAAACUGUCUUGCCAGAGCCCGGAAUUGCAUAUGCACAUACAUACUACUUCACAACGUGCCCUCACACUUCACCUCCCUUACCUCGACCACUGAAUGUCCAGCCGGAAUUGGUACCGUACCAUGACAACCUACUCGCCUAUCCACCAUACCACCUCCGAGCAUAUCAGAAGCCAGACGCGUCUCACACGGAAGAUGUCUACGUUAUCGAGGGCCCCUGCAGCCUUUGCGACCUGCAUGCACGCCGGGAAGCCGAAUCCUUGGUUCUGGAGAAAUAUGCUGAAGAUGUACAGCGACUUUCUGAACAAUUGGCACGGUUGCAAAUGGACAUAGAGUCCACAUCUUCUUUUGUUAUACACCCAGAACCUAGAAUGAUGGAAACGGCGCCUCUAGGAUCAUCAUCCAGUCUAUCUCCCACCACACCAGAUGCCGAUCUUUCAACCGGUCAGAUUUUUGCCAUUGUCGAACUCGAAGACCAGCUGGACUCGAUCAUAGACAGGCGUGACCGUGGGGUGAAAUCCAUUUGGCGAGGGUAUUCUAGACGCUGGGGUCCAGGGACACUAGGGAUCCACCACGAUCCCAGCGAGUCAGGAGAUCGACGACGAGGACGAGGACGGAACAAGAAGAAGUAUAUAGGCAGCUCUACUAAUGGGAGCGUUACCACCAAGGACAAUUACUCUAGAUCUGCGAGCUCACACGCUUCCACCUACACCAUCAGCUUUCAUGAACUGGAGAUGUCAACGGUGACUCUUCCAGCAGCAGCAGGAGUGACCGCCGUCUCGAGUGAAGCUGUGUCUACGACAGUUUCGGAUUGUCAGCGGCAAGAGCAGAGUCCGUUCUUAAGACGGGCCAGCAUCAGCUCCAGCAACGGACAUCGAGACCGAUAUUCAGAUGGCACAAGACAAAUCGAUGUCUCUUCGUCAGUGGACGGGAUCAAGAGCGAUGGUAGGAUGGUCGUGGAUUGGAUCCGGCCUGUCCGAGCAGAUAUAAAAUGCCAGGAUCGAAGUCGGAGUCGGAGUAGAGUCGAAGUUGUAGUCUGA
Molecule: messenger RNA, 1809 nt
Organism: Exophiala dermatitidis NIH/UT8656
Lineage: Eukaryota; Fungi; Ascomycota; Eurotiomycetes; Chaetothyriales; Herpotrichiellaceae
Exons: 1
Coding region: 1-1809 (602 amino acids)
Source: RefSeq, a predicted model, not a curated record